AUUUUUGCCUAUGGGUCGAACCCCACUGGUACCCAACAGAAGCACGUUUUCCGGUGUAUGAGAGAGGGCGCCAGAUUUGUCACUGUGUGCAUGGUGUAUGCUGUUAUUUGCUACAUUAUUACCUGUUUUUACAUACAAUAAACAGUGAUUCAGCUAUGGAGGAGACAUUUGAUGUUUUUGUGUUCGACGAGGAAGAGUCUUUCUUAGAGCUGGACGACACAGACAAGCCAAAAGGCGUGUCCGGACAGAGUCCGCAGGGUGCGGAGACCUCAGAUUGGGCCGAGAUGGUUUCUAUAACAUUGCGUGACUCGGAGGAGGAAGAUGCCUCUCAAGCUACGGCUCCCCCCAGGGAUGCAGCAGAAGCCAGGCCAGAGGACAUGGAGAAGAGGCCUAGGGGAGUACGCAAGUGUGCAGUGGAUAGGUGUGGUGAGGUUUUCACAGGGGCCACUCCCAUGCAAUACCAUAUUUGGCGGGAUCAUGCCAAAGAGGCCAGGGAACCGAUUGAUUUCAUCAAUGUCCUUGUGGAGCUCUCUGCUCAGAUCCUCGGACCUACCGAAGACAAGAGGGCAUUGGUCUCUUUAGGGAGACUUAGAACUUGGAUACAGAGCCAGCUUGGAAGGGUCAGCUGGGGUUUCUCUUGGCCGGUUCGUGAGGCUGCUGUUGGCGUGUCAACAUAUUUGGGGAUUGUACCUCCCAGUAGCCGACAAAUCAGUGAUGUGAGCAAGGGAAAGGUGACUCAUGUUGCCUUACUGGUCCAUCCAAGACUAAUGGCCCUUGCUAUCAAUGAGGCCACACGGAGAGGCCACUGGCGUGGAGAGUGGGAACGGUCCAGGUCAGACCUGGAUAAGUCGAAAUCCGACAUCGCUGAGUCCUGGGAGGACGAGCUGGUCCAGCCUGAGCCAGUUCAGGUGGACAGUGAGGUGACACAUGCUAGAGCGGAGGUACCCGCUGUGUCUCAGGGGCCUAGUAAGUCUACUACAUCUCCUAGAGAGGAUUCGGACCAGACUGUUGUUGUCGUUGAUUGCCACUGGCAUCCAGGACGUUUGCCAGACCCUUUUACGGGUGACUUAGAUGUCUUCACCACCCUGGACAAAAGGCCAGUUGAGGUACCAGUCACACUUACCGGAGGGUGUGUUAUCUAUGGACUGGAUGAGCCCCAUGAUGUGCCAAAGAGAAUCCUUAGGAAGCAGUGGGUUAUUGCCAGGGGGAUCCACCCGAAGGAGGCUUCGAGAGCCAAUAGUGAUGAUGUGCGGGUCAUUGUAGAACUCUGCCGCAGUAAUACAUGGGCGACGGGAGAGAUUGGUUUGGACUAUACCAUAGGGGGGCAUCGCCAGCAGAAGUUUAUCUUGGCGGAGUUUUUCCGCAGGGCGGAUGUUUCGACCAAUAUGGUCCUCCAUCUCCGGGGAGCAGAGGAUGACCCUCUCGGACUGGUUCCCACACAGGACUGUAUUACUCUUCUUGAUGGCCUGGGUGUCCCUACUUUGGCACCUAUCUACCUACAUUGUUUCACUGGUGGCCCGGACCAGGUGUGCCUGUGGUUUCGCACUGGACGACCCGUCUACUUUGGGGUGAGCGGGAAAGUAUUUAGGAUGUCGCCUCUCCAGCAAGCAGGAGUGAGGGCUAUUCCAGACCACAAGCUUCUGGUGGAAACAGACAGUCCAUAUAUGCCAUGUUCUGUUCCGUUCCCAAUGACCCCGAAGCACAUUGGUACCAUAUACCGGAGGGUGGCAGAGCUCCGACGUAAGCCGCUGUCUCUCUUGGCUAAUGAAGUCCAUGAGAACUUCAAGUCCUUCUUUGGAGUGCAACUAAAGAAGCAGUGAUGGAGACCGAAGAAGCCAAUUCCGUAGAUGCCAAACCGAUGCGCAGGAUUGCGAAGGAAUCGCAGCUGGACAAUUUGAUGCAGUGAACUGUUUCGCGCUCGGCAUAUUGACUGUUCAUUGUGUUCUAUUUCAUAAUAUCUUUACAUUAUUAAGUGUUGAUAUUUGUAUCAUAUAUAUCGUAUAUGAAUGUUAGUACGAGAGUUUGUUUAUGUUGCUUAAAUUUGGAAUUAUGAUUGGUUUUAAUGUAAAUCGUAAUAUUAUCAAAAUGGGGAGGAGUGUGGUGGUUUUCGAUACCGGGCAUUUUUGCCUAUGGGUCGAAUCCCACCGGUACCCAACAGAAGCACGUUUUCCGGUGUGUGAGAGAAGGGCGCCAGAUUUGUCACUGUGUCAGUGUGUUUGCAGUUAUUUGCUAUAUUAUUACCUGU
Messenger RNA from Saccostrea cuccullata (small rock oyster), 2245 nucleotides. RefSeq lists its product as uncharacterized. The record is from RefSeq and is a predicted model, not a curated record. Lineage: Eukaryota; Metazoa; Mollusca; Bivalvia; Ostreida; Ostreidae. Gene Ontology annotation, molecular function: hydrolase activity, acting on ester bonds. The transcript has 2 exons. The coding region runs from base 156 to 1820 and encodes 554 amino acids.